Messenger RNA from Cetraspora pellucida, 147 nucleotides. The record is from the annotation of a GenBank genome assembly. Lineage: Eukaryota; Fungi; Glomeromycota; Glomeromycetes; Diversisporales; Gigasporaceae.
AUGUUACGAAGGCUGGCAUUUUCGGAUUUGUUACACGAAUCGUUGAACAAACCAAAAAUGCUUAGCAAUAUUCUCCGAUCUAUUUCUACGAAUCGUGAAAUUCUUCGGGAAUAUUCUGCAUCGGAAGAAAUUACUGGAUGGAAUUGA